AUGGAUGUCGACAGCGACACUGCGACGGCUCUGAUGCCUCUGUCGUCACAACAACAAGACGAUAUACUGAGGAAUCGUCUGAGUACGGAUGAUAAGCAUGUCCGUCGCAUCGCUAAGAGGAUUGCCGUGCUGGUACAAUCUUCAUCAAGUCAGGAUCGUGAGGCUGCUGCACUACUGCUUCAAUCCGAUCUCGAUCUGUUCUCUGAGCACAUAAGCAAACUCCAUUCCAUCGCCAAUACGACAUCAACUGCUGAGAUGGAGAGCUAUGAACAAGAGAUGACUGCUCUGCAUGAAAAAAGCGCUGAAAAGAAAGCUCAUAUUGAAAUGCUCAAGAAACGACUCGACGAGGCCAAGGAACACCGUGCACAAGUGUCCGAAUACAAUAUUAUUGCGAACAAGAUCCUGGCAUACCCAUCCCGCGAAGAAAUGAUGAACUCUAUACAACAGCAUCGUGACCGCAUCGCGCAAUUACAGAGCGAAAUCAAGAAAUAUGAUGAUGCGAGUGCUCAUGCCAAGAAUGAAUUGAACAGUAUUGUUUCGGCACUCAUGGAACUGCGGCAGAAUAUUCGUUCAUCACUUGGCUACAAGCCAUUGCCGGAAGAGUCUGCUCUAUGUGCAUCGACACUGAACCCGAAAGCUCACACUUUUCAGUCUGAGUCAUCCUCAGCCGAUGUUACGGCUUCCAACGCAAAGCGAACCCAUAAUGACUCUUCUGGCGACGGGAACAAGACAUGCCAGACGGAUCAUAAGCGCCUCAGAAUGCAAGAAGACGAUAAAGCACAAGAUCAGACGCCUCAGCCAUCUAAAGACAAUGGCGACAUCCUCGACCAGCCUUCAUCAAGCACACCAUCUGUAUAG
Malassezia restricta is the source of this 858-nucleotide messenger RNA. Its product is annotated as THO complex subunit 7. The record is from RefSeq and is a predicted model, not a curated record. Bases 1 to 858 code for a protein of 285 amino acids. Gene Ontology annotation, cellular component: THO complex part of transcription export complex. The transcript has 5 exons. NCBI's taxonomy places the organism in Eukaryota, Fungi, Basidiomycota, Malasseziomycetes, Malasseziales, Malasseziaceae. Gene Ontology annotation, biological process: mRNA processing.